UUUGGGACCCCUGUACGAGGCAAAUGAGAGAUCAUUAGGCUACGGCUUUCCAACUUUCAAGAACUUCCCAUUUGCUUGUUUUUAUUUCACCGUGCGUUUAUGUGCGUUGGUCGUAGAAUGUUGUUCAACAGGUAUGACUUGUUGUCAAGCAGCCAUCUGACUUCUAAUGUAGGCUAUCAGGUUGCUACGUUUCCAGGUGAAAAGGGUCGAAGUUAAUAGAUUCUGAAUUCUGUAUUUGUGGUUAGUUAAUUAAGUAUGAAUUUAAAAACGUAGACUAUCAAUAAGAACAAAUUAAAGUAAGAGAGGGGAGAGGAAGCGAUCAGAAACGUCUGGACCUGUGGUUACUUCGAAACUUGACGAUUAGUCGAAACUGGAGGGGAAAGUAUAUGGCUUCUAAAAUGCUGGCUUGUGUACAGUUCUGUGUUGGUUUGCUGGCACUGCUGCAUCUGUCCAAGGCAAAAGUUAUCUACAACAAUGAUGAAGUGUUUCUGCAGGAACAGGCGGCUGUCUCCUUCCUCUCUCGCUCCCUCCUCUACAACAGCUGGGACUUUGAGGUGGUUGUGCCCGACAACCUGGAGAGGGAAUGUAUGGAAGAAAUGUGCUCUUUUGAAGAGGCACGGGAAAUCUUUGAGGACGACACGAAAGCGGAACUGUUUUGGAAAGAUUAUGUCAGUAGUCAAGAGUCGACCCCACGGGUGGACAUCUCGGGCCUGGUGGCUGGAAUCCUGGCCCUGCUGGUGUCUGCUGUCCUGGCCACUGUGCUGGGCUGCUACUGCUACAAGGCCCGAGCCAAGCCCGGGAGGGGCAGCCGCCGCGUUCCCGUGAUGACCCCGGGAAAUAUGCCCCCACCCCCAGUGUUGAUCCCCCUGUCUGCCGUAGCCGCCCCUGGACUGCCGUCCUACAGAGAGGCCCUGACCCAGAGUGGACAGCACGAUGCACCCCCACCCCCCUACUCUGGGGGAGCGCCAUCAGAAGCACCCGAGCCAGCGGAUGAGGAGUGAGGUGAAGAGGGGCUCAUUCCAACUGCUUUUUUUCACCUCUUUUUUCUUUUCUUUCCCGGUAAUCGAUCGAGGUCCGCCAUCUUUAAGGACAUUCCAACCUGUGAAAUGUUAGAAGUUAAAAACGCCCGAACUUUCCGGGACGUAGAAAUGUUUCCACCUCUUCCCAUCUGCCAUGUCUGUGACUGACAUGACUUCAAACUGACGUUUGAAAAAGCAAGGAAAUUUCAUUUGCCAAAUUCACGUUUUCUUUUUCUCACUGCUCCCAACGGGUGGAGCUGGGAGUAGGAGCCGGAGCAAGGAAAAAAGAGGUGAAAAUAACCGAUUGAAAAGAGGCCAAAGAACCAAGAAGUGGGAAUGAUAGACAAGAUCACUGAUGAAAAGGGGGUUUGCGCCCCGGUCCUGCCGGUUCGGCGUAUGGCCGGCACGUGAGGGAGCAGGGACUCGGUGGGAUCGCCUCAUGCGUGCGUCCCUGAUCGCCUCGGAAUCACCGUCCGGGGCUGGAGCUGACAAAGAAGAAGGCGCGCUGUUCUCAUUCAGGCUGCUGGGGGGCAGGGUUGUGGUGGGGUUUCCUCAGCUGCACACAGGAAUUUACAAUAAAUAGGCCUUGGAAGUCUGACGUAACCCAGAGCAAAACCGUUGGCCAUGUAUGGAUUUCCGGAUCAAAGCAUUUUUCUCUAUGGGAAAAAUGAAUGGCCUUUUCACAGAACCGUGUCUGUCGCAGUCUGUAAUUUAAGACUGCGUUUAAUAAUUGGACGUUUUUACCCGGACGUUUUAUUCCAGCUGAAAUAGCCGUUUCGUUAGCCUAAUGCUAACAGCACGCCUGCUAGGCGUCGCAGCUGCCGGUUCCAUAAGAAGGGUUCCGAUGGCUCGUCAAUGCCACCGUUAGCCAGCAAAAAAGUUUUAAGCAACGGCUCAAAUAACUUAGGGAAAUUACUAAAGAGAACACCAAGUUGUUAUUAUGCUUAGCCGUAGCAAUUUGCUUUUUACAUUUACACAGAUUUUUUUAGACCACAAAAAUUGGAUUUAUCAAAUUUAUUUUUUUCCUUUAGAAACACACGUCAAAAUGUCAAUUUAUUUUAAAUGAUUUUUAAAAAAUGUAUCCCAUAGACCAUCAGAUUUCUUGAUCCGGAAGUGUAGAAAAUGCUAACGAACCACAGAUAUUUCCCAAGGGAAUGACGACACGACUUCUGAGGCCCAAAGGGAGUGAAGCGGAAGUCCCGCUGAAUGGCAUUUCCAGUGUACUGCUAGGUGCUAUGCUAGCAGAUUUCAUUAUAGACCGCAACAACGAUUUCAUGUCAGCAAAUUAAGCACUAAAUUGUUCCACAAACAAAUUAUCGCUAUACAGCUUAUCGUUACUUUUUAAAACCUUUCGUAGUUACGAGCGUAUGGUCAGAUUUGUGUACCAGAUACAACAAAAAUGACGUUAUCUAUCCUCCAAUGGCCAGUUUUAGUCUAUCUUGGCGAUCUAAAACGCAGAACAUGACUUUAUACACACUGAAAUCCCAUCGUAUUCAGUAUAUAUCUAUGUUUUUAAACCAUGAAAAACAUACUUUGAAUCCAGACUUCAACGUAGUUUGCUUAUAUUUCGUUUUCGCCACUCUAUUUAAUAGGGAUCAGUAUACCGGGAGUAUCGUUCCUGCUUUACCUCCCUGAGGAUGUUUCGGGGAUGAUAACUUCCCGGAAACUCGGCCUCCCACAAUGCUUUGCCUUUCAUAGUGACAACAUUUCCACAAAUGGCUCAUCCUAAUCCCAACGGCAGUGUGUGUAUUCAUUUAUCGCCCUCUUGCAAUUAAAAAAAAUCUGAACUGCCAUUAUUCCACAACUUAUAAACUUGAUUACAAAUAGGAUACAUUUGUGUAAUCAGUGGCCUAUCAAUGGCAACCUGCAACCAAUGUCAAGCACAAUUGGGGGGGAAAAAGGUGAAUGUUUUUGGUACGUCCUGUGGGACCGGCCAACCGACGAUAGAUAACGUCAUCUUUGUUGUUGCGACCGAGCGCUCGUAACUACAAUAUUUUUGAAAAAAAUAAUAAAAAGCUGCAUGUCGAUCAUUUGCUGAUGAUAUAGAGCCUUGUAAUUUAAUGCUUCAUUUAAUGCUUCCUGUGCUUGUAUGAAGUUGUUGCUGUUGCCGUCUAUGAUGAAAUGCGUUAGCAUAGCAUUUAAGCAGUAUACCAGAAAUGCUAUUCAGCAAGACAUCCGUUUUACCUUCCCAUUCGGAGAGAAAUGUACAAAAUCAGAAACAAAUUUUAAAAAGAAAGGGGGUGAACCGGGGGGAAGGAUGGAGGCUUGAACCAGAGGUGAUGCUCACGGAACUGCCACACUGCGACCAAUCAUGUAUUCAUCCAGUGUCGUUACCAGAGCAUGUUGUUUAAUUCAAGAAAUGUUUUACAGUGCCUUCAGCUGUAGUUCGCACAUCUAGUGUAUUUUCAACUCCAUAUAACCUAUUGUUGCUGUGUGCCUGUGUAUUUAUGUCUCUUUAAUAAAAUACUGUAGUUUUAAUACAA
This is a messenger RNA of Conger conger (European conger), 3502 nucleotides long. RefSeq names its product proline rich Gla (G-carboxyglutamic acid) 2 (gene prrg2). Gene Ontology annotation, molecular function: calcium ion binding. The transcript has 7 exons. Gene Ontology annotation, cellular component: extracellular region. NCBI's taxonomy places the organism in Eukaryota, Metazoa, Chordata, Actinopteri, Anguilliformes, Congridae. The record is from RefSeq and is a predicted model, not a curated record. Bases 387 to 1001 code for a protein of 204 amino acids.